CGGGAAUUAGAUAGGGCCAGGAGGGCCCCCAGCCCGAGCUCCUCGCGUUAACGCAGACUUGAGCCAUCGGAAGAAGUGGGCGCGAACACGGGUGCUCGUCGAGAAAGCGUCGACGUUCGGAACCAUGUCCUCCAAUCUUCGGGAGUGUACGGGGGUCGACGCAACGGAGCACGUGGAGCUCGAGGAGCUAGCCGUGGACGGCGGGGAGGAGAGGUUCUUCGAUGUCUUGCGCGGCAGGUACCCCGUGCGCGAGGUUGCCGACGGAGUCGGCGACGCUCCGAAGACGGAGAAGGGCGAGUUGCCGAGCGCCUGCGCCGGCAGGGUGCGCACCAUUUUCAUGCAGGCCCAGCGGGGGGGCGCCGAGCUGCCGGAUGCCGCCAGCGUCUUCUCCUGCUCCGAGGUCUCGUCUCGGUGGGGGCCCACGCGCGGUCGUCUUGGCGGCCAGCGAGCGGCAGUGGGCCGUGGGCGCGCUCGCCAUGGCGCUGAAGACCGCGUGCCCGAAGGUGCUGCCCGUGCACGGCGUCCACAUGGUCGAUGACGAUUACGCGUGGACCAACGACGACGGCAACCGCCAGGAACCCAUGGGGGAGGACGAGGCCACCUGGCGACGUGGAAGGAGACCAGGCUCCAGGUGGCCGAGGAGCGGAAGCGUCGUGGCCAGCUCGUCUCGCGUGAGGUGCUGGUCUUGGAAGCAUGUCGGCCACUUCAGCAAGAGGGGUCUUGAGCGGAAGGGUCCAGCAG
This is a messenger RNA of Prorocentrum cordatum, 741 nucleotides long. NCBI's taxonomy places the organism in Eukaryota, Dinophyceae, Prorocentrales, Prorocentraceae. The record is from the annotation of a GenBank genome assembly.